GGGCGGGGCAUCGCGCGGAGCGGCUCUGCCUGCGUCCGCUCGUCCGACGGCCAAGGGUGGGCGCAGAUCCCUGAAGGCGCUCCGCUGCGAACCCGGCAGAAAGAAACUUUGGGGUCCCCGGAGUGCCGGCUGGCGGGGCGUUCGGCCGGCUUCUCGUGCUUGGUCUUGAGGCUCAGCCGCUCCAGGAAGCGCGAUGUCGAAGCCGCCACCCAAACCGGUCAAACCAGGGCAAGUUAAAGUGUUCAGAGCUCUUUAUACGUUUGAACCCAGAACUCCAGAUGAGUUGUACUUUGAGGAAGGUGAUAUUAUCUACAUUACUGACAUGAGUGAUACCAAUUGGUGGAAAGGCACAUCCAAAGGCAGGACUGGACUCAUCCCAAGCAACUACGUGGCUGAGCAGGCAGAAUCCAUUGACAAUCCAUUGCAUGAAGCUGCAAAAAGAGGCAACUUGAGCUGGUUGAGAGAGUGUUUGGACAACGGAGUCGGCGUUAAUGGCUUAGACAAGGCUGGAAGCACCGCGCUCUACUGGGCCUGCCACGGGGGCCAUAAAGACGUAGUGGAAGUGCUGUUUACUCAACCAAACGUUGAACUGAACCAACAGAACAAGUUGGGAGACACAGCCUUACACGCUGCCGCCUGGAAGGGUUAUGCAGAUAUUGUCCAGUUGCUUCUGGAAAAAGGUGCGAGAACAGACUUAAAAAACAAUGAGAAGAAGCUGGCCCUGGACAUGGCUACGAAUGCCGCCUGCGCGUCUCUCCUGAAAAAGAAACAGGGCACAGCCUCCUGACCCACGAGAAUUCAGAGGUAGAGAAAAGAAAAGUAGGAGAUGAUUUGGUUGGAGGGCACAUUCACUCUCCCCCGUCUGCUCCUCAAGCCUUCCUCUACUCCUGUGUUUGGCUCUCUAAUGCCACUUUGAAGGAGAAGCCAAUGAUUGAUGCAUCUCUCCCGCCAUUUUCUAGAAUGGAUGCUAGUAUAAUGGAGAACUUACUUUUCACAAGUCUUCAUUUCACAUCACUACUCACCAUUCCAACCCUACUCUGUGUUGCUGUGGAGAUGGAAGUUGAGACUGAUUCAUGCUGGUGCAGAAUCACCAGAUCAGCUUCUGAUGCAUUUCUGGUGUAGAGGCUCCAUCCAUUUGUUUGCAUUUUAAGCUGAGUCCGAUCACUGUCAGAGUUCUGAGCUUGUGUAACGAGGUACUGAUUUCUGUUUCAUCAUGUAAAUCACACUCCCAUUAAUUUUUGAACUUUGGGAAAGCUUUUUUCUUCCUUAGCUAAGUACCCUUUGUUUUAUAAGAAGAGGCAACGUUAUCUUUUCUUAUGUAUAGCCCAGUUCCAGCAGAAGCAACAAAAUAAAGCCAGUCCUCUGGUUUCCUGCUUUAGUCGAUCAAAAAUCGCAAACAGAGCUUAUCUCUUCCUGACUUACCAAGGGAGCCACCAGAAUUAUCCUCCUUGCCUGUCCGUCACCACAUUCCCCUCAUAGCCCUCCUCACGAAUCUGCUGUUCCUCUGUUCUUUACUCCAGAUAGGUCUUUGCUCCAGAUUUUUAUUUCUUUUAACUUUCAGUUCAGAUAUAGUGCAAACCAUUAAACCAUUAAGAAACUUGGGUUCCUUAAUUAUUUAAGCCAUGAAUUCUCACUGGCAGAGAUAGUGUUUCUUUAAAAUAAUUACUCAUGCAUAGAUGGAUUGAGGGUCUGCUAAAGGGGUGAGAAAGUAUUUACCAGCUGAGGGCUGCUCCUUAGCAAUCCUACAUUUUGACUGAGAAGCCAUAUAUGUACCUAUGAGGGAGAAAUACUUUUACUUGGAGCCUGUCUCUACCUUCCUGCUGCCUUGGUUGGUUCUGGAAGUCGGACUAUGGCCUAACUUCUUUUUUCUGCCGCUGACUUCCUGUUGCUCUGUUUGCUAUGUGGGUCCCUUCAGAAUGUCCUGAUCAUGGAGUAAGACUUCUUAUGAGCUGAAGGUUAUCAGAGACUCAUGUACACUAUAAGCUUGAUCAUGGUAGACAAGGAAAAUGCCACACUUUGGAUUAGACCCCAGCGAGCUGUACCCAGAGCCUCCACGUGGGCAGCAGGAGCUGGGGGACGCAGAAGGCAAACUGCUCUUUUCUGCCUCACCUUUCUAUAGUCUUUGUAGAAUGGGGCUGGGAGGAAAGUCUCUUUUUCUCUGUUCAUGCCAAGUGUCUUUAGGCUACUUUCCUAAAUUUGUAUCGAUUAGAUAAUGGACUCAUUAAUGAGGUAAUCUGGGGGCCUGGCACACAGAGGCAAGAAAUGAACUUUCACAUUUUAGUUUUCAUGUUACCUUUUUCCUCUCUUUUUUCUUGCUUCAUUCCAUAAUCAUCCAGUAAAAUAUUUGAAUUUGUAUUGUGAUCCUAGUUGGAAUCAGAGUUGACUAUUGGGCCAUAUAGGUAAUUAUCAGCACAAACUCUGCACUGAAAAAAGUAUAUCCUGAUGUUUCUUGCCCACUUUUAAGAACACAUCUUGGAUUUUUGGAAGAGAAAAAAAAAGUUCCAUUUUUGUAGUUACCUUGGGUAACUUUGGGAUAUGAGUGCAGGAUCAGGGUUCAACCCCACCUUAAGGGUUCCACAAUGUAAAUUCUUUUUCCAGUUUUUACAAAUUGGGGCAUAAUUUAUAUUAAGUAAAUAUAUAAAUCCCAAGUUUACAUCUUGAUGUGUAUGUGUGUGUGUGAGUGUAAGUGUGUGUGUUUUAACUGUGCUCACACCUAUUUGCCACAACCCAGAUCAAGGUAGAGCAUAUUUUCCAUACCCAAGAAGCCCCUUCCAUAUUCUCCCUUUCUCUCAUCAUUUGCCUGUGCUUGAACUUGAUAUAAAUGGAACCAAACAGUAUGUACUUUUUUGUGUUUAACUUCUUUUCACUUAAUACUCUGUCUGUGAGAUAUAUUUAGCUUAAUGUGUCUUUCUUUCUACCACUUAUUUAUUUAUCGUUUGUUUGUUUGUCUUAAAUACUGGUGCUUGAUUUGGAAUGUGCAGUUCCAGGUCAGUGACACUGGGGAGAAAUGGAAGUGACGUAGGAAAGAAGGGGAUGCAUCACUAGGAGAUACAUUACUAUUAUCAUGGCCACGGCCAGGAUGGGCGGGCUGUGAAGAGAUACAGCUCCUCAGCACUUGGCCAUAUGAGAAGUUUCCAGAGAAACUGCCUGAGCACGAUCUGUGAAAGGAAGGAAGGUGGAGGAGUUUAUUUGCCUGGCUCAUUCCUGUCUCUUGAUUUCCUGUCAGUAACGUUUGCGCCAUGGCGCGCCAUCUUCUCUUGCUAACAGGAGAAACGAGGUUGAAAUAAAAGGCAGAAGUAACCAUGGAAGGACAAAGACUAUCUCAAGUGGCAAAACAUAGGAUUGUAGUAAUGAAGUAGAGUAGGAAAGAGCUUUGAUAUUGUCUUUUUGUCUGUGGCUCAGAAGGCUUCUUUUCCUAAGUUUACAGCCAGUCUGAAGGUUGUGAGUAUGUGUGGGAUAGGACAAAGUAUAUUCUAUCCAGGUCUCCGAAUUUCUCGUAAGGUGGAUGGACACAAAUACCGAAACCUGGAGACUUCUAGGAGUUUGGAAGCUGCUGUGAAAUCUUUGAAGUUUGCCUCUGUUCUGCUUAUAUCCAUUUGUUCCUUCAUGUUUCCUUCUUGUAGAUAAAUCCAUUUCAACUUCCCUUGUACCAACUCUCCCUUGUCCCUUCCUUUUUUGCAAUAAUUCUAAAUUUAUAAAGAUGAUAACUGAAAAAAACUAUAGUAUCAUCAGCAUGCAUAAAAUUAAUAAUGCCUUUGUAUCAUCAAAUAAAUCUUGUCAUUUCCCAAAUUUCCCCCUUUUUUCCAUAUAUGUUUGUUUAUGCUUUAUUUACAUAUUUUU
Molecule: messenger RNA, 3840 nt
Organism: Mustela erminea (ermine)
Lineage: Eukaryota; Metazoa; Chordata; Mammalia; Carnivora; Mustelidae
Gene: OSTF1
Product: osteoclast stimulating factor 1
Exons: 10
Coding region: 194-787 (197 amino acids)
Biological process (GO): signal transduction
Molecular function (GO): protein binding
Source: RefSeq, a predicted model, not a curated record